Molecule: messenger RNA, 1839 nt
Organism: Gopherus flavomarginatus (Mexican gopher tortoise)
Lineage: Eukaryota; Metazoa; Chordata; Testudines; Testudinidae
Product: natterin-3-like
Exons: 3
Coding region: 399-1046 (215 amino acids)
Source: RefSeq, a predicted model, not a curated record
UUGGUUUCAGUUUCCUUUUUGUUUGUAGGAGAAAGGAGUCAAAGGACAGUACCAGUCUGUAGGGAAGAAGGACUACAUGCCCCAGGAGCGCGUGCAUGGGGCCAGAUUCUAGAAGGAGAACUGAGGAAUGACUUCUUUAUUUUAGUGGUUUGUGAUCUUUAAUGUGCUGGAAUGAAAACUGGAAGGUGAGGUUCCUGUGUGAAGUUGCAACUGAAUGCACAAUCUGCACUUCCUCUGCGUGCAAUGAAAUUUUGGAAGGAGAAUCCCAGCGGCAUUUCGAACAGAAACGUGUUUUAAAGAAAGGAGCAUUUACUGGAGGUGUCUAACAGUGAAGAAAGUGAUAGGCUAAGAGGUUUUGUUAUUCAUGUUCCCGGAAGUUGGAAUUCUACAAGAAGGACAUGGCCAUGGAUGCAGACACAGAACUCUUGGAAAAGAUUAGUUUGAACGAAUCUGCUUCCGAGAUGGGGGAGGAAAAAGAAAAAGUCUUGGGAAAUAACAACCAUGCUGCACCAUCCCUGAUUUCCAGCCUCCAGGAAGGGACCUCUGCUUUGAAUAUUUACACAGCAGAUGAGGAGAAGAGCAAAACACCUCCAGAGAACAAGGGCCAGAUCAUUUUUGAUGACCACGAAAACCUGAAAUGGGUUGAUUGGGAAGGGUCAAUUCCAAGCGGGGCAGUUUCCAUCUGGAAUGAGGAGGCAUCUCGCAGAGAGUAUGUCUGUGCAGAGGCAGGAUGUUCUGUUGGGUUUUUCAAUGAAAGUAAAGGUCCAUAUUGUUACUAUUCCAAUGCUGAUCAAGAACAUCGCACCUCAAACUUCAGAAUGUUGGUAAAUGAGAAUAACGGUGAAGUGCUAGAGUGGAAGAAAGGAUCAUUUGGUUCCAUUCCUCCAAAGUCAGUUCCAAGCUACCCCAGAGUUAACGUUUUUGUAGGUAGGAAUCGUUAUGGCUUAGGGAAAGUAGACCCUAGGUUUAGAGCUUUCUUCUUACCUCAGAAUGGCAAAGAGAAGUGUUACAAAGAAUACGAAGUUCUGAGUGUUAACACGCCCUAGAAAUAGCAAAAGUUCAGUAUUUAAUAAAUAAGGCAAAAUUUUCUUACUGGACAAUUCCAAUCUUAACAUUAUCCAAAAUCCUUAACAAUUUUCAAAAUAUAAAAGAAACCACAACCGAUGAGCAAUGCUGAAAAAUUGGUCACCCUACUUGAAAUGUAGUGGUUUCGGCAAAAGUUCCCAUUUUCAAUGGGACAUCAGUAUGUUUUUCAUCAGAGAUAACUUUUCCAUUGUAUUGGUGCCAGUCGUACCAAGCUGCAAAAACAUCUGUCUACCUGUGAAAUGAAUGUCCCCACCAUUCAUGAACGUGAGAUGGUCAUGAUGGGUACAAAGACGAGGGCUCAUAUACACUAACCAGCCACACUCAUCCGUACUUAUCAAAAAGGAGAAACUCUCAGCAACACCAUUCGAGAAACAAGCACCAACAUCCACGUCUCAGAUGUGAAUGCUGAGGUGAGACCAUGCCAGCCCAUAAUAAAUGCUGAACUGUGUCUAAAGGAGUCUGUAGUUCCAGUAUCAGCAAUAUGGAAAAUUGUAGCUCUACUUUAGGCUUUUUCUUUUCCCAGAUUUUAAUCUUUCCAUGGAGUUAAUGUAAUAACUUUAUUGUUUAACAUUUUAUUUAGGGUUAUUGUUUUCUUUAGAUACUGAAGGUUGGGAUCAAGACCAUCAUUCAACCCCCAAGGAACACCUCCUUAUCCACUAUCCACCUUAUUCUCUGUUCUUAUGCCCUCAGCUGCCAUGUAUAAUGCUGAACAGCCACAGAAGAGUAAAAAGAAGAUAAAUGUUGAGCAUCCGA